AUGAUCCCAGUGCCCCAUCCUCCCUAUUCACUUGAUCUUGCCAAGAGCAACUUUGUUUCCCCAGAUGAAAAAGAUCCUCAAAGGGAAACAUUUUGCCAGUGUGGAAGAGAAAGGGCUAUUGCAAGACAUGAAGUCCGAGAAAUUGAGCAGCGACAUACAAUGGAUGGCCCUCGGCAAGAUGCAGCUUUAGACGAGGAAGAGGACAUGGUGAUCAUCUAUAAUAGAGUUCCCAAAACUGCAAGCACCUCAUUUACCAAUAUCGCCUAUGACCUGUGUGCAAAGAAUAAAUACCAUGUUCUUCACAUCAACACUACAAAAAAUAAUCCAGUGAUGUCACUGCAAGAUCAGGUGCGCUUUGUAAAGAAUAUAACUUCCUGGAAAGAGAUGAAACCAGGAUUUUAUCAUGGACACGUUUCUUACUUGGAUUUUGCAAAAUUUGGUGUGAAGAAGAAACCAAUUUACAUUAAUGUCAUAAGGGAUCCUAUUGAGAGACUAGUUUCUUACUAUUACUUUCUGAGAUUUGGAGAUGACUAUAGACCAGGGUUAAGGAGACGAAAACAAGGAGACAAAAAGACCUUUGAUGAAUGUGUAGCUGAGGGUGGCUCAGACUGUGCUCCGGAGAAGCUCUGGCUCCAAAUCCCAUUCUUCUGUGGCCACAGCUCGGAAUGCUGGAAUGUGGGAAGCAGGUGGGCUAUGGAUCAAGCCAAGUAUAACCUAAUCAAUGAAUAUUUUCUGGUGGGAGUUACUGAAGAGCUUGAAGAUUUUAUCAUGUUAUUGGAGGCAGCUUUGCCCCGCUUUUUCAGGGGAGCUACAGAACUCUAUCGUACAGGAAAGAAAUCUCAUCUUAGAAAAACCACAGAGAAGAAACUCCCCACUAAACAAACCAUUGCUAAACUGCAGCAGUCUGACAUCUGGAAGAUGGAAAAUGAGUUCUAUGACUUUGCACUCGAGCAGUUCCAGUUCAUCAGAGCCCAUGCAGUUCGAGAAAAGGACGGAGACCUCUACAUCCUUGCACAAAACUUUUUUUAUGAAAAGAUUUACCCUAAAUCAAACUGAGUAUAAGAUGUGACUGUUAUAUUCUUGAACUAAAACUGACCCUUUCUUCACCUUCGUUUUCAGCUCCACAACCUGGAUUGCUGAUAGAGGUACAUGACAAUUUCUAUCGAGCCAAAUUGGAACAGAGACAAUAAUGUCAAGGAAGUAGAUACUGGCUGGUAUGUCAGCGUUUUAAGAAAUUUAAGUUUCAGGCAUUUUCUGUAAAUUUUGGUGAGAGUUAUAACCUCCCGCCUGGGGAAAAAACCUGUACAUCACCUAAAAUAAGCACAUGGCAGGUAUAAUUAAAAGGCUAAAUACAAUUUUACAAAGGGUUCUGAAACCCUUGUUUUUGAUAAAGCGUUUUUCAACUAAACAUGAAUGAAGAUGAAUCCAUUUGCCACUUCCGCCCUCGCUGAAGGUUUGGGUUAUACACCUCUACUGAAUAGUGUUAAUAACUGUUUGGCAGCGUGUGCUUUGUUUUGUGAAUCAUGUCUCAUGAAAUGUAUUGGAAUGUUUAAUUAUGUUUGCUAAGAAAUGUUUCUGCUGUAGUUGGAUUUGCCCAUAUUUAUGUAGGUGGUUUUAUUUUUUUAAAGCAAUCGUUAGUGUUAAAAAUCAAUUUAAACCAUGACUAAUACUUUAAAAAGAUAAAGCGUCAAAGCAGUAUUUCUCAUUCCCGUCUCCCUCGUAUCUAAUAUUGGGAAGAUACUUCAAAGAAUGUUGAGAUUGUCUAAAGUUUUAGUUAAGACUUUCACACGUUAAUAUCAGAAAAGAAAGGUAGUAUUUGUUUCUCCAUGGGUUAUUCAUAAAGCUGUAAACUUGAGAUUUCAGUGACUCCGUAUUAUGAUUCCAUCAGUGAGCUGCGGUAUGGGCAGGAUUUCCGUACUUCUUCUGUGCUUUUACCUGUAGACUAUUUUUACUAAGGUGCUUUAUAAUGUGUUUUAAAGCAUUGCAUUUACAAACAAAGGAAAAUGCUGCAAGUAUUGCAUAUUUUAUGUAUCUGGACCAAAAGGUUACAAGUAAUUAGGCAAAAGUGGUUUUGCACCAAUUUUACUAUGUCGGGUAAAACCAUCAGAUCUACUGUUCUUGUAUUUCUCAUUUAACUUUACUGUUAUGACAUCACUGAAAUGAACUUCGGCUUUCGAUUUUGAUACACACAGUUCAUUCUUCAUAACUGGAGGCAGAAGGUACAGUGGAAAGGGCAUUGGACAAGGAGUCAAAACUCUUGAUUCCAGAUCCUAGCUCUGCCACUUAACAGCUGUGUGAUCUUGGGCAAGUCACUUAGCCUCCCUUUGCCUCAAUUUCCUCAUCUUGAAAUGAGGUUAGUAAUACCUGCUCUACCUACCUCACAGGGCUGUUGUGAGGAUUAAAUGAGAUGGCAUGUGAAAGCACUUUGAAAAUUGUAAAGCGCUAUAUAAACGCGAGGUAUUAUUAUAGAAACAUCUUUAACAUGUGGUUUCAUACCAUUCAUUUUUUUAAAAAGAAAGGGAGAAGUCUGCUUGCCAGCUGGUUGAAAAAGUUAAUCUUGAUAUAAAUUUGUGUUGAUAAAUAUC
Carlito syrichta (Philippine tarsier) is the source of this 2585-nucleotide messenger RNA. It is a transcript of the gene HS2ST1, whose product is annotated as heparan sulfate 2-O-sulfotransferase 1. The transcript has 7 exons. The coding region runs from base 1 to 1056 and encodes 351 amino acids. Gene Ontology annotation, molecular function: heparan sulfate 2-sulfotransferase activity. NCBI's taxonomy places the organism in Eukaryota, Metazoa, Chordata, Mammalia, Primates, Tarsiidae. Gene Ontology annotation, cellular component: membrane. The record is from RefSeq and is a predicted model, not a curated record.